AUGAUGCCUGAGGACGGUGAUGACCUGGAGCAGGAGCAGGUGGAGCAGGAGGAGGCCUGCCAGCCUUGGAAUGAGGUCUUGUCAGGCGCACCUCGUUUUCAGGGUCGCAGUCCGCAGGUCACCGAUGAGGAUGGCGAAGAGAAGCAGGACUGCGAUGAAGAGCAAGAGGAGGAACCGACACCCGACGAGUCAGAGGAGGAGGAGGCGGAGGAGGCGCAUGGUCCGGCGAAUAACGGGUGCGAUCCAGAAAACAAGUGCUUGGCGGGCUCCAGUGUGAAAUGCCCCGAUGGGAAGGCCGUCUGUUCCGGCAUCAGCUGCUGCCCAGAUGGCUCGCUGUGCCCAUCGGCUCCGUUGCUGGCCCCUGGCACCUCAGGCUGCCCUCACCCGAAGCAGUACGACUGCACCUGCAUGGAAGCCCCCAAGAUCGUCGGAAAGGCCACUUGUUCCGUUGGCGCCAGCGUGCCCUGCCCCGGCCACGAGCAUGUGAUGUGCGCCGGCUUGGACUGCUGUCCGGAUGGUUCGACAUGCCCCUCCGCCUUGGUGGGCAACACGCACUGUCAGAAAGCGAAGGUCCAUGACUGCACAGGCCAGACUCUGGAGACCGAGAUGAAAGCAGAAAAGCCCAUGGUCUUCCUCAAACGCUUCAAUCACGAAGUGUCCGAUGCGAAGGUCGCAUGGCUCUGGACAGCAAUUCCCACUGCCGCUUGCGCGCUUCUGCUGCUGGCAGCUUGCUCAGUGGUGGCGCAGGCUCGUCGCUUCAAGCCGGCUCCCCACGUUCAGGUUGACGACUCCUCCAGCAGCGAGGGCACUGGUCUGCUGUUUGCCGGAGACGGCAUCGACGCUGCCCCGUGGCUUUCCCAGGUGCAGGAAGAGCUUGCCAAGGCCCGCUGCUAUCCCUCUGCUGCCUUUGCUCUUCAACCACAGGAGGGUGCCCUCCCUCUCGAUGGCAACUCUUUGGUGAACGCCAUCGCUUGCCUCAGGCCACCCAAGAUCAGGCUGGAGGACAGGGGCCUGGUGUCCAACUCGGAGCUGCGAUACGAGGGCAUCCUCUACACCAUCAAUACCCAGGAGUCCACCAUAGCACUGCAGUCCGUCAGAUGCUUCGGCACUGAGGGGAGGAAGGCGCCGGAGAUUCCUCCCUCCAGCGAGGUGUAUGACUUCAUCAUCUUUCGGGGUCAAGACAUCAAGGACUUGACGGUGCUGGAAUCUGGGAAGCAGCCAGGUGCUGCCACUGAUCCGGCGAUCGUGUCCAUCAACCAAAGACCAUCAGGGAAAGACGGCAAGGGCGGCAAGGGAGAGAUCCCGUUCGGAGGCCCUGCCAUGUCGGGAAAAGCCACGUAUGGGAAGGGUGUCUCCACGGGCUUCACCCCUGCGGUAGACAGCUGGAGCAAAGGUGGCGGCGCCGCGAUAUCGGCGGCGCUUGGCGUGGGCACAGGAGGUGGUGGUAAUCGCGGCUGGGAGCAGCCCCGAAAGGGCGAGGCGUGGGACAAUGCAUGGAGCACGCAGGCUCCGGCUCCACGCGAGUCUGCCUGGAGCACUGGCAAAGGUCAGGGCUUCGGCCACAGCCAGUACGGUGGAAAGAGCGGAGGUUAUGGCUUCGGAGGCGGCGGAUAUGGCGGAGGUGGCGGCAGCUACAGCAGCUCCUACCAGGGCGGCGGCGGCGGCGGCGGCGGCUACGGCCAUCAGGGCUACGGCCAUGGUGGUGGAGGUGGUGGCUACGGCCACGGCGGAGGCUACGGGGGUGGCUUUGGCGGCAACAAUGGAGGCUAUCACAAGGGCGAUGGCAAAGGCGGAAAGGCCAAAGGAAAGUUCGAGAGGGACAGAGGGCACGGAAAGGGCGGAAAGGGAAAGUUUGGAAAGGACAGCAAAGGAUAUGGCGCCAAGGGCGGAAAGGGUGGCGGCACCCGACACGACGGUACGCCCGUUGGCGAGCUGGUGCCCGAAGAGAAUGCGGCCACGAAGCGCGAGUGCGCCGGGGAUUUCGACCUAGAUGCUGCCAACAAGCGCUUCGAGAAGCUGGAAAAGGACGACGCACCAGCAGGUGAGGCUGCAGCAGAUCUCCAUCCCCUCACAGGCUACGACAAAGCGAAGUCCUUCUUCGACCAAAUUAGCUGCGAGGCCACAGAGCGCGCAGGAACCUCGGAGAGACAGAAGAUCGACCGCGAGAAGGCCCGCGAGUUCGAUCGAGAGACUUUUGGCGACACGCGCCGGCCACCUCGGCCGACCGGCGGCAAGGGCCGACGGCGUCACGGCUGA
Symbiodinium sp. CCMP2592 is the source of this 2256-nucleotide messenger RNA. NCBI's taxonomy places the organism in Eukaryota, Dinophyceae, Suessiales, Symbiodiniaceae. The record is from the annotation of a GenBank genome assembly.